AUGACUUUAAACACCAAAGGUCCAUGUGGCCAAUGUGGCAGAAAGUACAGCGCAGGUAGAGCAAGUUCGCACUUGCUUCAAUGCAUUGCGCAAGCGUUUACUCCUUCUGAUUUAAUGAGUGAAGGCUAUUUAGUUCGCAUUUCUUCUGACGACUACCCAAGUUUGUAUUGGAUGUUUGUAACUAUUCCCAAAGACUUUAAUUUGAGAAUUUUGGACGAAUUCUUACGCGACAUUUGGUUGACAUGUUGCGGUCAUAUGAGCAUGUUUUACAUCGGCGAUGACGAAUAUUCUUCUCAUCCAAUUUCUGAUGAUGGUACCUAUUCCAUGAACAAAAAAGUGGGUCAACUCUUUUCUCCAGGUUUGAAAUUUAAUUAUACCUAUGAUAUGGGUUCGUCCACAGAUCUUAGGCUAGAAGUCAUUGCAACUGUAGUUGCCUGUCCAUGCGAUGAUAUUACGAUCAUAAUGAAAAAUGAUCCUCCCGCUUUUUUAUGUGAAAUAUGUGACAAAUCUGCUAAAAUCAUUUGCACUCUAUGUGGUGGGAAAACAUGCAAAGGCUGUAAGAAAAAACAUUCUUGUGUAGUCAAUGAAAAUGAUACAUAUAUGUUAUCACCUCUUAUUAAUUCCCCACGUACUGGUGUUUGUGCAUACGGCGUAGUAUAA
This is a messenger RNA of Cetraspora pellucida, 660 nucleotides long. Lineage: Eukaryota; Fungi; Glomeromycota; Glomeromycetes; Diversisporales; Gigasporaceae. The record is from the annotation of a GenBank genome assembly.